Gymnodraco acuticeps is the source of this 2212-nucleotide messenger RNA. Its product is annotated as cadherin-12-like. Gene Ontology annotation, molecular function: calcium ion binding; cadherin binding. The record is from RefSeq and is a predicted model, not a curated record. Gene Ontology annotation, biological process: multicellular organism development; cell morphogenesis; adherens junction organization. NCBI's taxonomy places the organism in Eukaryota, Metazoa, Chordata, Actinopteri, Perciformes, Bathydraconidae. The transcript has 9 exons. Gene Ontology annotation, cellular component: catenin complex; plasma membrane; adherens junction. Bases 145 to 1971 code for a protein of 608 amino acids.
ACCUAUGUGACCCAGGUGGCGGCCACAGAUGCAGAUGAUCCCACGUACGGUAACAGCGCCCGCAUCGUGUACAGCAUCCUUCACGGCCAGCCAUACUUCUCUGUGGACCCCAAGACAGGAGUGAUCAGGACUGCUCUGGCCAACAUGGACCGGGAGAUAAAAGGGGAGUAUCAGGUUCUCCUCCAGGCCAAGGACAUGGGAGGUCUGCUGGGGGGGCUGGCCUCCACCACCACCAUCAACGUUACCCUUGGAGACGUCAACGACAACCCGCCUCGCUUCGCUAAGAGUAUUUUCCACCUGCGGGUGCCAGAGUCUGCGUCCAUGGGCUCGGCAGUCGGAGGGAUUCGAGCCUACGACCCGGAUGCUGGUGCCAAUGCAGAGGUGGAUUAUACCAUUGUUCCAGGAGAAGAGGGCAACAUGUUUGACAUCAUCUCUAGUGGCCAAAGUCAAGAGGGAAUUGUAGUCUUGAAAAAGACUCUUGACUAUGAAACCAAGAAGUCGUACACCUUCAAGGUGGAGGCAUCCAACGCUCAGCUGGACCCCCGUUUCCUCCACCUGGGGCCCUUCAAGGACUCUGCGACAGUGAAGGUGAGCGUCCUGGACGUGGACGAGCCCCCUGUGUUCGUCCAGCCGUCCUACUCUCUGGAGGCGUACGAGGACACGCCCCCAGGGACCAUCGUCGGCUCGGUGACGGCGCAGGACCUGGACGCCAGCAGCAGCGCCGUCAGGUAUUCCUUGGAGUGGCAGACAGAGUCCGACAGCUGUUUUGACAUUGACACUGUUGAAGGAACCAUUUCCACCAAUGACUUUCUGGACAGAGAGACAGCAGAUCAGCACAUUAUCACUGUUGUGGCAACCAAAGUCAGUAACCCCACGCUGUCCACUAAAGUCCCGGUGACAGUGGACGUACUGGACGUGAACGAGUUCCCCCCCGAGCUGGCCCCCCCCUCACAGACAUUUGUGUGUGAAGACUCCAGAGGGGGACAGGUGAUCCAGACGCUGAGCGCCCUGGACAGAGACCGCCCCCCCGUGGGACAGAGGUUCUUCUUCAAGGCCCCCAAAGAGCUGCGCAACAGGAACUUCACCGUGCGGGACUUUGGAAACAACACGGCUGGCAUCGUGACUCGACGCUCGGGCUUCCAGCGGCGGCUGCAGGAGGUUUAUGUUCUUCCUGUGGUGGUGGAGGACAGCGGGUACCCUGCCCAGAGCAGCACCUCCACCCUCACCAUCAGAGUGUGUUCCUGCGGGGCGGGGGGCUCGCUGCUCGCCUGCUCCGCCGAGGCCGUCUUCCUGCCUGCGGGUCUCAGCACCGGAGCUCUGAUGGCCGUUCUGCUGUGUGUGGCUCUGCUGAUCGUCAUUGCAGCAUUAUACAUGGGCCAGAGACGCCGCAAAGAGAAAGAGACUCUGAUGACAUCAAAAGAGGACAUCCGCGAUAAUGUUAUUCACUAUGACGACGAAGGUGGCGGCGAGGCUGACACUCACGCGUUCGACAUGGGCACUCUGCGCAACACACACUCCCAGCGCACCAGCGCUCACAGCAGCAUAUCCAAGAAGGAGAAGAACGGCUAUGGAGACGGCGUCCUGCUGCAUCUCAGCAGCCGCGUCGACAACGUACGGUCACCUGACAUUCACCGUCAGACAGCCAGUGUCAUCGCUGCCAAGAACAACAAGGCGCCGCCAACCCCUCCACGCGGUAAAGUCACUGAAGGCGAUGCUAUAAUGAUCAGGGAGUUCAUCACACAGCGGUUGGAGGAGAGUGAGCAGGGUUACGCCGCCCCGCCCUAUGAUUCGUUGGCGACAUACGCCUACGAGGGUUGCGGCUCGGUGGCUGGCUCGCUCAGCUCCAUAGAGGAGUCCUGGGUUAUUGACGAUUCGGGGGAAUUUAGCUCCCUUGGUGACUGGGGACAGCCGUUUAAAGCCCUGGCUAGCAUCAUGGGCAUGAAACCGUCUACUCUGACUGAGGAGAGCUGAGAGGGAGCUGCAUGGCAAAGACAAUUUGGGAGGGAAUUAGCUUACUUUUUCUAAUCAUAUUUUUUACUGUGACAGGCACUGGCUUUAUAGAAUAUGUUUAUGUGAAGUUGUGGACUGGUUAGCUCGAGAAUUUAGCUACAGGUGGGUGAAAAGGUAAAUGUGAUAGCUCCUCAAAGUGCCUGAGGUACUAGUUGUUUACAUGUGUUAAUUUAUGUUAAUAAAAAACCUUCUGACGUUGGGA